This is a messenger RNA of Lucilia cuprina (Australian sheep blowfly), 3006 nucleotides long. It is a transcript of the gene Tsp, whose product is annotated as cartilage oligomeric matrix protein. Gene Ontology annotation, molecular function: calcium ion binding. Bases 105 to 2705 code for a protein of 866 amino acids. The record is from RefSeq and is a predicted model, not a curated record. Gene Ontology annotation, cellular component: extracellular region. The transcript has 11 exons. NCBI's taxonomy places the organism in Eukaryota, Metazoa, Arthropoda, Insecta, Diptera, Calliphoridae. Gene Ontology annotation, biological process: cell adhesion.
AGUUCCGCGAACGCAAAUACCCCUUACAUUUCGAUGGCAAUGUGGACAGUGCUCUACAAAGAGCCAACUGUCAAAAGGGUCUUAAUCGCAGAGGCAAUAGACGUAUGUUAAAGAACAAAAUUUCAGAGCGAGAGAAAAACAAGAAACGUGAUGUACGCAAUUGGUUUAAUCAUGAGCCCGGCACCAGUGCGGAACAAUAUCAACAACAAAUACCCUUGGAUAUCGACCGUAGGGGUGACAUACCCAUAAUGAGUGGUGAUUGUGAAGACGCCCUCGCAAAAUCACUGAGCGAUUUAAUGGCUUUAGUAAAAUUACUACGUGAAGAUAUCGCCCACCAGCGUCAAGAGAUUUCCUAUUUGCGCAUGCUCCUUGAGAAUUGUGCCGGUUGCAAGGAGCCCAAAGGUGACAAUAAUAUACGCAUUGAACCGACAUGUCGUACCUCAAAUCCUUGCUAUCCUGGUGUCGAAUGCUAUGAUUCUGCUGCGGGACCAAGGUGUGGCCGCUGUCCUGUGGGCAUGAUAGGUGAUGGUAAAAUUUGCAAACCAGGCGUUACCUGCAGUGAUCGUCCCUGUUAUAUAGGCGUUCAAUGUCACGAUACUGUGAGUGGUGCUCAAUGUGAUUCCUGUCCUUUGGGCUAUGAGGGUGAUGGCCGCACUUGCACUAAACGUAAUCCUUGCUUAGAUGGUCCUUGUCCUUCAGGAGUUGAAUGUAUACAAAUUGGUGUACCACCCUAUUUUCAAUGCAUUUCCUGUACUCGCAGUCAACGUAUCAAUGGCACCAUGUGUGUAGACAUCGAUGAAUGUGAGCUUUAUCAACCAUGUGAUCCGAAGACUACAUGUGUUAAUCAAAAUCCAGGUUUCAGAUGUGAACCCUGUCCCUUGGGCUAUAGUGGCAUGCAUAUGCAUGGUUACUAUGCUGAAUAUUGGACUUUGAAUUAUCAAAAACAAACGUGUUACGAUGUGGAUGAGUGUACGAAUGGUAUGGCACGAUGUGGACCGAAUGCUGUGUGUGUUAAUACAAUGGGCUCCUAUCAGUGCAAAUGCCGUGAAGGCUUUGUUUCAAAUGGCACCUCGAAUUGCUUCCCCAUAGCCGACAUGUGUCCCGAUGGUACGAUCUGUAAUAGUAAUGCCAAUUGCGUACUAGCUGAUAAUUUGAAAUAUAGAUGCAAAUGUAAAGUUGGUUGGGCCGGCAAUGGUUUAAUAUGUGGACGCGAUCGUGAUUUAGAUAGUUGGCCCGAUCUACAAUUACCCUGUUCUGAGUUACACUGUAAAAGAGACAACUGCCCUGAUUUGCCCAAUUCGGGACAAGAAGAUGCCGAUAAUGAUGGUAUAGGAGAUGGUUGUGAUGAUGAUGCUGAUGGCGAUUUAAUAUCAAAUGAUAAGGAUAAUUGUCCAUUUGUUUAUAAUGUCGAUCAAAUGGAUUCGGAUCAUGAUGGUGUGGGUGAUGCCUGUGAUAAUUGUCCAUUUGUACCGAAUCGUAAGCAAUUGGACACAGAUGAUGAUUCUUUGGGCAAUGAUUGUGAUGAUGACAUGGACAAUGAUACGAUUAUAAAUGAGUAUGAUAAUUGUAUGUUGGUGCCCAAUCCAAACCAACUGGAUGUCGAUGGUGAUGGUAUAGGAGAUGUCUGUGAUAAUUGUCCCAGUAUUUCGAAUCCUUCACAAGAGGAUCGUGAUAAUGAUUUAUUGGGUGAUGCUUGUGAUAGUGAGAUUGAUGGUGAUAAUGAUGGUAUACAGGAUAGUGAGGAUAAUUGUCCUAUGGUUAGUAAUGCAGAUCAAUUGGAUACCGAUAAUGAUGGAAAGGGAGAUGCUUGUGAUGAUGAUAUGGAUGGUGAUGGUGUUCCCAAUUAUAGAGACAAUUGUCCUUUGGCCAAAAAUCCCAAUCAAUUGGAUUUGAACAAAAACGGCAAAGGUGAUUUGUGUGAAUACGAUGAAGAUGAUGAUGGUACGCCCAAUAUCAUAGACAAUUGUCCCAAUAACUCCAUGAUCUAUUCCACUGAUUUCCGUACCAUACGUUCUGUGAUAUUGGAUCCUGAGGGUGAAGCUCAACUAGAUCCCAAUUGGGAGGUUCACGCUAAUGGAUCGGAAAUUAUACAAACUUUGAAUAGUGAUCCCGGUCUUGUGGUGGGUCAUGAUGCUUUUGGUGGUGUUGAUUUUGAGGGAACUUUCUAUGUUAACGACGACACCGAUGAUGAUUACGUGGGUUUCAUAUUCAGUUAUCAAAGUAAUCGUAAAUUUUAUAUUGUAAUGUGGAAAAAGAAUACACAAACCUAUUGGCAUUCUACACCCUUCCGGGCUUCCGGAGAACCAGGUAUACAAAUUAAAUUGGUGGAUAGUAUUACUGGGCCAGGUUCCAUGUUGCGUAAUAGUUUGUGGCAUACUGGCGAUACUAAGGAUCAAGUUAGAUUGUUAUGGAAGGAUCCUAUGAAUAUUGGUUGGAAGGAGAAAACAUCUUACAGAUGGUCUCUUUUACAUCGUCCCGCUAUUGGUCUUAUACGUCUUAGAAUGUUUGAGGGUGAUAAGCUAAUCUUGGAUUCUCAUAAUGUCUAUGACUCUACUUUGAAGGGUGGGCGCUUGGGCGCCUUCUGCUUUUCGCAACAAAUGAUCAUUUGGUCAGAUUUGAUUUAUAAAUGUAACACCCGCGUUCCUGCCUUGGUGUAUAAUGAUUUACCUGGUCAUCUGAAACAAAAAGUAGAAAUUGAUAGAUAAUUUAGUUUUUUUUCACACAUUUUCAAAAUGUUGUUGAAAAAUUAUUUACAUGAAAAAAAUGUUGGUGCUACGAGUUCUUUUCUUUUUUAUUACUCUUGCCCUCAAUUGUCUCUAAAUGUCUUUUUAUAGUUUGACGUUACGUUAAAGUAUAACGAGAUAUUGAGCUAUUGGGUCUUUAUUAACUUCAAAACAAUUAUACGUAAUUAUAAGUUUAACUGAAAUUGCCAUAAUUUGUAUUAGUUCUACGAUAUAAAAUCUAUGUAUUUAAUAAAUCAAAUGAGAUAAAAUAGUUAAAAUGUAA